Candidozyma auris is the source of this 699-nucleotide messenger RNA. It is a transcript of the gene MED20, whose product is annotated as Med20p. The transcript is spliced from 2 exons. Bases 1 to 699 code for a protein of 232 amino acids. The record is from RefSeq and is a predicted model, not a curated record. Gene Ontology annotation, cellular component: mediator complex. Lineage: Eukaryota; Fungi; Ascomycota; Pichiomycetes; Serinales; Metschnikowiaceae. Gene Ontology annotation, biological process: regulation of transcription by RNA polymerase II. Gene Ontology annotation, molecular function: transcription coregulator activity.
AUGGUAUCAGCUGUUCUUUUAGUUCAUAGGGCCACGCCGGGCACAAUCACUCAAUUUCACGAUUACCUACUGAAUAGACUUCCCACACUCAAAGGCAAUUGGGACUUCACAUUCAAAAUCUUCCGAAACAACACCUACUCUGUGGCGCCAGAGCUCGCAGAAACUCAUGAAACAGCUCCGGAGUCACAAUUCCUUUAUACUUUUUCGCCGUCGUACCUCAAUUAUUCGUGUGUUACACUUAUCAACAAAAAGACUGCCACUGUGUUUAGUCAUGUUGUGCAAGAAGAACUAGGAUCAGCGCACAAUGAGUUGGCAAUUCCAAACGAUCAUCUACUCAGAGGAGCAACAUCUGGACUCAAUGACUCAUUCGAUUAUUUAGUGUCCAAGAGAAUGCAAAGUAUGUGGACACCUCGCCAAACGAUCAAGGGAGAUGGAGGGCAAAUUUACGAGCUAGAGAACGGAAAUGUGCUUAUACGAACGGCUAACGUGUCAUUACAUGGUAACUUUCGUGGAUUUCUUAUCCAAAUUGAACACAAUGAUGCAAAAUCGGUUGAAGCGGAUCCUAAGGUCAUCAUUGAAGACAUCAUGACCAAAUACGAUAUUCCGACGGGAAACUUAUGCUACAAAGUUUUGAAUCCUAGUAAACUUGAUGCAUGUGGAGACUUGGCUCUCCAAUAUUCUGAAAUAUUAAACUUUUGA